Chiloscyllium plagiosum (whitespotted bambooshark) is the source of this 2877-nucleotide messenger RNA. RefSeq names its product cyclin dependent kinase 2 (gene cdk2). Gene Ontology annotation, biological process: regulation of gene expression; regulation of G2/M transition of mitotic cell cycle; G1/S transition of mitotic cell cycle. NCBI's taxonomy places the organism in Eukaryota, Metazoa, Chordata, Chondrichthyes, Orectolobiformes, Hemiscylliidae. Gene Ontology annotation, cellular component: cytoplasm; nucleus; cyclin-dependent protein kinase holoenzyme complex. Gene Ontology annotation, molecular function: ATP binding; cyclin binding; cyclin-dependent protein serine/threonine kinase activity. The record is from RefSeq and is a predicted model, not a curated record.
GUCAUGGCGCGGUGCUGAAUGUUACUUUGUUACGGUUUCUGUCUGUUCCGCAAUCUCGGCUGGAAAGUCACCAUCGUUUCCCUUUAGACCAGAGCCGUUGAUCGUCUCGCGAGGGACGAACUGAAGAGCAAAGGCUGGCAGGAGGAGGAGGAGGAGGAGGUGGGGGAAGAUAGAGAGAGAGAGGAUGGACAGUUUCCAGAAAGUCGAGAAGAUCGGAGAAGGGACGUAUGGUGUGGUAUAUAAAGCCAAAAAUAAAGACACUGGUGAAGUGGUGGCCCUGAAGAAAAUUCGACUAGACACGGAAACUGAGGGGGUGCCAAGUACGGCCAUACGAGAAAUCUCCCUUCUGAAGGAACUCAGCCAUCCCAACAUUGUCGAGUUACUUGAUGUCAUUCACACGGAGAAUAAACUGUAUCUGGUCUUUGAGUUCCUGCACCAGGAUCUGAAGAAAUUCAUGGACAUCUCCUCAGUCAAUGGGAUCUCAUUGCCACUCGUCAAGAGCUAUCUAUUCCAGCUACUGCAAGGACUUGCAUUCUGCCAUUCUCAUCGGGUACUUCAUCGUGACCUGAAACCGCAGAACCUCCUGAUCAAUGCAGAGGGUGCAAUUAAACUAGCUGACUUUGGACUUGCAAGAGCUUUCGGAGUGCCUGUUCGCACAUACACCCAUGAGGUUGUCACAUUGUGGUAUCGAGCCCCUGAGAUCCUCUUGGGAUGUAAAUAUUACUCCACUGCAGUUGAUAUCUGGAGUCUUGGCUGCAUCUUCGCAGAAAUGGUAACGGAUUCUAAAGUCACGAGGAGAGCCCUAUUUCCUGGAGACUCUGAGAUUGAUCAGCUGUUUCGCAUUUUCCGAACACUUGGAACACCAGAUGAAUCGGUCUGGCCAGGAGUAACCUCCAUGCCUGAUUACAAGCCUACAUUCCCAAGGUGGAUUCAGCAGGAUCUUGGUAAAGUGGUGCCCCCUCUCGAUGAGGUUGGCAGAGACCUGUUAGCGCAAAUGCUUCAGUAUGAUCCAAGCAAGCGGAUCUCAGCAAAGAGUGCCCUGUCUCACCCUUUCUUCCAAGAUGUGACCACACCCAUCCCUCAACUUCGAGCUUAAAAUCCAGCUGAUCUGGAAAUCCUGAAAUGUCAUUUGGAAGGAACUGAUGAGGCAGCGUCUGUUCAUAUUGUCAUCCAGUCUUUAUUCCCAGAAGUACCAAAGAUCCAUGUAUUGGUAAUUCACAUCUCCAGCAGAGCUUUUUAUUUAACAAGUUCCAUAUGAUUUUUGCAAACAUUUAAAAUUUAACUUUUUUAUCAAAGUAUUUUUCAUAAUCCUUGGAAAAAUGGGUGGUCUCCAGUUGGCUUUUCUCGUGAGACCAUCCUUCCAAUUUAUCAUGUCAACAUAAUUGGCUACACAAAGAGUCACAAUAACUACAUUUGUGCUUUAUUUUUAAUUCCUACAGUAAGCUCUGAUUGUCAUCACUCAUCCAGAACAGCAUUAACGAAGCCCUGGUGAGAUUCUUUCAUCUGAAUGAAAAUUACAUUUGCAUUAAAAGGUCCCAGUGACUCAGAUGCAAAUCUCCAACUCUGAGCCAUACAAACCAGGAGGUCCUAGUUUUGAUUCACAGUACCGACUGAUUUCAUCUAAAGUUAAGAUAGAGGUGACUGAGUUAGGCCCCCCUCUCCCCCCUCCCUGCCCAAAUUCCUGUAUAGUGAACCUUGUUGGCAGUAUGGAUAGGUGAUGACGUAGAUGUGACACUACCUGCAGUUGGAUGGUCAGGUAGCACUUAUUGUCCAGUCUGGCAUGUGAAAAAUGGCCUUUUAGACAAGGUAGCAGAAAUGCCCUGAUUGAGUUCAAAGUGAGAGUUGAUUUUGGAGAGCAGAAGAGAAAAUUUUAAAAGUAUGGGAUAAAUUGCUCUGCAUCCAUUCUAAUGUUGAGUUAUGAAGGACUCUGGUGCUGGAUUAGUGAAUCUCAGCCAGUGAGGACUGUCCACUCGCCAGUGACACUCUGUUAGGAAGGGAGAAAGACAAAUUGAGUCUUUAUUCUUAGUUGGUAUCCAGCAGUCUGUUCCAGAAAAUGUGUUUUUGCAGAUUUCUGGUGAACACAGGGUGAACAUGGAUUGGAAGAGAAUUGGGGAGAAACUGGUCAAAAGGGAAAUAAAGAUUAUUAGAGAAAGAGUCAAUUAUACUUUGUUGUAACAGUAUAAUUAGAUUAAUUGAGCAUUUUGCUGAGUAGGUUUAUUUUCUAGUUGCAGUAGAUAGAUUCUUGUAGCUUUUCGGAAAGUCACUUCAGGUGAAUGCAUGAUAAUGAAGUCAGCCGAAAAACUCAAUGUUGAGAUUUUUUUGUCUCUUCUCAUAAGAAGCAGCCAUGCACUUGGAUGCUGAUGGUUACGAGAUAGCCUGUGCUGUACUAUAGAUCUUGACAUCAAUCCAACCCAUCUGAUCCUGUUAUCCUUGGUCACAACUGCAGUUGACAUAAAUAUGGAUCUACUAGUAUUGAACAAUACUGGAAGGAAAGCACCAAAAAACAAGGAGGAGAUUGAGCUGCACAAAAGAAAAUGCACAAGCUAAUGCUUAGAAACUGAAAUUGUAUGAAAUCUUUGGAGCAAGUAAUUUUUAAAUUGAGGUUGCCUCCAUCUCAGUUGAGUCCACAAUUCCCCAAAAUUUGAGUUGGAACUGCGCAGGUUUGGAUUAGUGGAUACUGUCACUUUAAGACAAUAUAGCAAUGUGCAUUUUUGAACAAUUCCUUUGUUUUAAUCUGUUAUGCAUAAUUCUAAAUUUGAAUCUGCGAAGGGAUUAUUUUUACGAUGUUUUGAGAGUGGAUAUAAGUAUUGUUACCUACAUAAGCUCAUCUGAACUCUUAUUGGAGUUUAACCAAUGCUUGUCCUAUCUGAAUGCAAU